CCCCGCCCCGGCCCCGCCCCCGCCGGGUCCUGGCGCGGCCGCCGGCCCCUCCGCAGUCAGCAGGAGCCGCCGCCGCAGCUGGCCGCGGGGCGGGAUUCCCGGGGCCGUCGCAGGGGCAGAGCUCGAGUCUCCCGCGCCUGUGCUUUCGCCCACCGCGGCCCGCUCCUCACCGCGUCGGUCCGCUGGCCGGAGCCGGCUGACCAGCUCGCCCUCCGGCUUCGAACCGAGGCUCUACGGCCGCCGCAGGGACCCGCCCACCAGACCCCGUCCGGGGUGCCUGUCUGGACCCUGCCGUGGAUGACACCUGGCAGAAGGCACCAUGGAGGGGGACGGUUCAGACUCGCUGGUUACCAUUAAGAAUAUCGAAAGAGAGCUCAUUUGCCCAGCAUGCAAGGAGCUGUUUACCCACCCAUUGAUUCUCCCUUGUCAACAUAGUAUCUGUCAUAAAUGUGUAAAAGAACUCUUACUGACUCUUGAUGAUUCAUUCAAUGAUGUGGGAUCAGACAACUCCAAUCAGAGCAGUCCUCGCCUUCGGCUCCCUUCCCCUAGCAUGGAUAAAAUUGAUAGAAUUAACAGACCAGGCUGGAAGCGCAAUUCAUUGACCCCUAGGACAACUAUUUUUCCUUGCCCUGGCUGUGAGCAUGAUGUGGAUCUUGGAGAACGAGGAAUCAGUGGCCUGUUUCGAAAUUUCACUUUGGAAACUAUUGUCGAAAGAUACCGCCAGGCAGCUAGGGCAGCCACAGCCAUCAUGUGUGACCUCUGUAAACCACCGCCUCAAGAAUCCACAAAAAGUUGCAUGGAUUGUAGUGCAAGCUACUGCAAUGAAUGCUUCAAAAUUUAUCACCCUUGGGGUACUGUAAAAGCUCAGCAUGAGUAUGUGGGCCCAACUACCAAUUUUAGACCCAAGAUUUUAAUGUGCCCAGAACAUGAAACAGAGAGAAUAAACAUGUACUGUGAAUUAUGUAGGAGGCCAGUUUGCCAUCUCUGUAAGUUGGGGGGUAACCAUUCCAAUCACCGUGUAACCACUAUGAGCAGUGCCUACAAAACCUUAAAGGAAAAGCUUUCAAAGGAUAUUGAUUACCUUAUUGGUAAGGAAAGCCAGGUGAAGAGUCAGAUUUCAGAACUAAACUUGUUAAUGAAAGAAACAGAGUGUAAUGGAGAGAGGGCUAAAGAAGACGCAAUUACACAUUUUGAAAAGCUCUUUGAAAUUCUAGAAGAGAGAAAAUCAUCUGUUUUGAAAGCAAUUGAUGCCUCUAAGAAACUAAGAAUAGACAAAUUUCAGACUCAAAUGGAGGAGUAUCAGGGACUUUUGGAGAACAACGGGCUUGUGGGAUAUGCUCAAGAAGUGCUUAAGGAGACGGAUCAGUCUUGCUUUGUACAGACAGCAAAACAGCUCCACCUCAGAAUACAGAAAGCUACUGAAUCUUUGAAGAGCUUUAGACCUGCAGCUCAGACUUCUUUUGAAGACUAUGUUGUUAAUACAUCUAAACAAACUGAGCUCCUUGGAGAAUUGUCCUUUUUCUCUAAUGGCAUAGAUGUGCCAGAGAUCAAUGAGGAACAGAGCAAAGUUUAUAACAAUGCCUUGAUAAAUUGGUACCAUCCAGAAAAGGAUAAAGCUGAUAGCUAUGUUCUUGAAUAUCGGAAGAUUAGUAGAGAUGAUGAAAUGGUGUCAUGGAAUGAGAUAGAAGUGUAUGGCACAAGUAAAGUUGUUUCAGAACUUGAAAGCAAUUGCAAUUAUGCUUUCAGAGUGAGAGCCUACAAGGGUUCAAUCUGUAGUCCUUGCAGCAGAGAAUUGAUUCUUCAUACUCCUCCGGCUCCAGUUUUCAGUUUCCUCUUUGAUGAAAAAUGUGGCUAUAAUAAUGAACAUCUCUUGCUGAACUUGAAGAGAGACCGGGUAGAGAGUAGAGCUGGAUUUAAUCUCCUCCUUGCUGCAGAACGUAUCCAAGUGGGUUACUAUACAAGCUUAGACUACAUCAUUGGAGAUGUUGGAAUUACAAAAGGGAAACACUUUUGGGCCUUCCGUGUGGAACCAUAUUCAUACCUGGUAAAAGCAGGCGUUGCUUCUAGCGAUAAACUACAAGAAUGGCUCCGUUCUCCCCGGGAUGCAGUUAGUCCAAGGUACGAGCAAGACAGUGGCCAUGACAGCGGAAGUGAGGAUACCUGUUUUGAUUCUUCACAGCCCUUUACAUUAGUUACCAUAGGCAUGAAGAAAUUUUUUAUACCCAAGUCACCUACUUCCUCUAAUGAACCUGAAAAUAGAGUUCUUCCCAUGCCCACAAGUAUAGGGAUUUUCCUUGACUAUGAUAAAGGCAAAGUGAGUUUCUAUGACAUGGAUCACAUGAAAUGCCUGUAUGAGCGCCAGGUGGACUGCUCACAUACGAUGUACCCAGCAUUCGCAUUAAUGGGCAGUGGAGGAAUUCAACUUGAAGAACCCAUCACAGCAAAAUAUCUGGAAUACGAAGAGGACAAAUAGUUUAAACAGCUGAUGUGACUUAGGAUGGAAAAUUAUGAGCAAAACAAUGCCUUAGUGUUAACCUUCAUAAUUAAUUAUAUGUCACUAAAUACUCUGUCACCACGCUCGUCAUUGUGUAUGAUUCUUCUUAAAACACAGAAAACCCAAACAGCC
Messenger RNA from Lemur catta (Ring-tailed lemur), 2626 nucleotides. RefSeq names its product tripartite motif containing 36 (gene TRIM36). The record is from RefSeq and is a predicted model, not a curated record. Gene Ontology annotation, molecular function: protein binding; zinc ion binding. The transcript is spliced from 10 exons. The coding region runs from base 320 to 2473 and encodes 717 amino acids. Lineage: Eukaryota; Metazoa; Chordata; Mammalia; Primates; Lemuridae.